CAGCAUGAGGGAGACAAGUACAAAAUUUGCAAAACUCGCUGGCUUACGGGAAGGCAAGGUAUGAACCACAAAGCAUGAACAACUAGGUAUGAAACCCACAAGGCAUGAACAUCAUAGCAUGAGAGCCAAACACUAAGCCUGGACACAGAACAAUGACCCAAAAAAGACAGCGUGAGGGUGAGAGGUAUGUAAACCCAGGCUACCAGGUGACACCAGUGAGAAGAACAACAGACACAGGUGUCUGUGAUGACACUGAUUAACUCUAAAACACACAGCAGGAGGGCAGGGUGACAGGCAGACUUUCACAUUAGCACAUUAGUAGUAUAGUAGUAUAGUAUUAUAGUAGUGGUAUUAGUAUUAUACCAGGACAACAGUGUAAAAUAACACUUUUAGCUAAUGGACCAGUGAUCAAUGAAUGUGGGCAUCAGGGGUUUUUUGUGGUAAUGUCAUUUGCUAUACCAAGUUGGCAAAUAUAUGAUCACAGCUCAAUGACCAAAGGCCUGAUUAAAAAAUAAUUUUAAUAAAUCAUUUUAAAAAAGGAGACAUUGCAAAUAUUUAACAAAAGAUUGUUAUGGUCAAAACAUUUGUGCUGUAACCUAUUUUAUCUCAAAUUUCAACACACACACAUUAACAUUUAUUAUUAUUUCGAUUUCGGGUUUAGGGCAAUGUUUUUAACGUUUUCUGUGCUUUUACACGUUGUGCAAACAACCAUUUAAGUGUUGACUGUGGGGGUGUGGCGGUCUAUUAUUUAAACACUAUCACAUAGUCGUAAUAUUUUUGGUUGAUAACUAUGCCUUAAACUCGUCCCGCCCGCGGCAGCUAACCCCGUACACAUACAAGGGUUCCCUUAGUAUUAUCAAGCCACAGUAACGUCCACACGUUAAUUCAGCUAAAUAACGUCGUAAAAAUUAAACUUUCAUAAAAACUGACGAACUUCCAACGUCACCGUGUCAGAACCUUUUAAGCCAAAAACGAGGUUUAAAAAGCAGGAAACGGCAAGGAUAAUGCGACGACGGCAGCAAAGCAACAUGACAAAUGAUAACUGAUGUAAAACACAUACAAUAAACAAAAACUGGAAAUGUUUCUGUAAACGAAACGAAACUGACAAUCCCUUCCAACAUGAACAAUGACUUUUGGACCAGCGCCUUGGUGCCAAACCCCAACAAGACUGAGAUUCCCAAACUUAUCCUACGGAGAGUCCCAGCACCUGCUCCUGGCAGAGAAUCUUCAUCCUCCGCUUGUGUCCCUUCAUCUCCCACAAGAACAGAUGUUCAAACCACUCCACCACAAAAUAAGGACUUUGUUUGGACCAGCAACAUGGUGCCAAACCUAAACCACCCUAACAGCCCAAAGAUGAUUUUUCGGAGAUUCCCAGCCCCCAGGUCCAAGGGGGACUCUUCAUCAAGCUCCUCUCCCUCUCCACACAGCUCCCCCAGUCCAAAACAACAGUGUAAAACAACUCAUGAGGGAGGCAGAAAGGUAAAAGUGGGCAAAGUAAAACCCAGACGUCCUCCAGGGUCAAGACGUUCCCUCCAAAAACCAACUGCAGGUACCAAGCAGCCAAGAUUGGUAGGCCCCAGACCAACGUGGGUCAGAAAUAUCAAAGCCAUCCUCAAGGAACGUAACACACAGAGUGGCAAAGGAUGGAGAAUGCAACCAGGGCACGUUGAGCAUAAGUCUCCAGCCAGGAGUACGUCACCUGCCUCUUCACCCAGGCUUCAGCCACGUUCACUCCUCACCUCUGGCAGAGAAAAAGAGACACCCAACUGUCCUGCAGGAAGAGGACUUUCUGUACAGACACCAAUGUCAGGUACCCAGCAGCCACUUGGGUUUAUGUCUAAUCCAGGUCAGAACAAAGGCAGCAAUAGGGCAGGGGGCCAGCAGAGGCGUAAACUUCCAACCAAAAAAACGUCUCCACCUGCUUCUCCACCCAAGCAUGCUACUCUAAAUUUACUCUCCAGCUCUUCUUCUUCCUCAUCUUGUUCACUCAGCUCUCGCUCCACAAGUCCAGAACUGCAGGAUCAGAGUAUACAACUAGAGAAGCUGCUGUCCAAGAAAGAGGACGUUUAGAAGAUCUACUGUACUGGAUAAAAUGUCUAAAAUCUCAAUGAACUCCGAGGCUCCUGCAAAACCCAAAUGAAAUAUGCCUAGAUAGGCCUCUGUAGCACACACAACUUUCCCCUUAGGCCAUCUUACUUAUUUAAACUGCUUAAUUUCAGACAAAUGUAUAACAGAUAGUCCUAGUAUUAGUUAUAGUAAAUGGUAAUUAAAAAAACACUUUAUUUAUUUAAAUUAAUUAUUCUGGUUAGAAUUUGUUCAAACAUGGUCGGUGAAUGCUAAAGCUGCUUUAAAAAACUGUUCUGAGAGCGUUACGUUAAAUCUUCUCCCUUUGAAA
Messenger RNA from Cynoglossus semilaevis (tongue sole), 2395 nucleotides. Its product is annotated as MICAL-like protein 2. NCBI's taxonomy places the organism in Eukaryota, Metazoa, Chordata, Actinopteri, Pleuronectiformes, Cynoglossidae. The transcript is spliced from 3 exons. Bases 1120 to 2070 code for a protein of 316 amino acids. The record is from RefSeq and is a predicted model, not a curated record.